AGCACGUGUAAAACUCUCAAUCUAUGUGUAUUUGAUUUUCUUAUUUUUUAAUAAUAAUCAAAUCAUGAAAUAAAAACAAUUGCUUUUCUACCUUGUGAUCCCAAAAUACCAAAUAUAUAUUUUGUAAGAUAUUUAUUAUUGUAUCAUAAACUAUGGUUCGUUUUAAAAACAGGUAUGUAACUAUUGAAAUCUUGUCUCCAAUGAUUCCGGAUAACAAACCACUGUCAUUAAAGUCAAAAAUAUUCCAUGAUACACUAGUAGAUAAAAUACAACAACUGCAUGGUGAUUUUGGUGUUGCAGCUGUUAAGACAGGACUUAUGACAAAAUAUUGCAAUGAAAACACAAGAAUAGCAAUCAUCCGGUCAAGACAUGGACCACAUAGAUUUGUGACAAGCAGUUUACCAUUUAUCACUAAACUUGGUAAACUAGAUGUCAGUUUAAGAACACUUCAUGUCGGGGCAACAUUGAAGCAUAGCUUUAAGUUCAUACAAAAACAUCAAAGAGCAUAUUUAGACUCCAUGUGGGCAACUCUAAAGACUGAUGAUGAACGGAAAGCCUUAGAAGCAGCUGUAAUGGAUUUCACAAAAGCAGAUGUUAAAAUAAAUAUUGAAACGUUAGGUUAAAAUUGUAAAUAUUUUAUUUCUUACUUUAGGUACUUCAUCAAAAUAUAGACUUUAAACUAGAUUACAAUAAAUAUAAUUAGGUGACAUUGAUUUGCCAGUACAACACUUAUGUUCAAGAUUCCUAUAUGUACCUCCAUAUCGACAACAAUGUCUACAUUGCAGUUUUGUAACUUUGUAAUUAAAACACUUGUCUUUCAAAACGA
Messenger RNA from Bicyclus anynana (squinting bush brown), 826 nucleotides. It is a transcript of the gene Pop5, whose product is annotated as ribonuclease P/MRP protein subunit POP5. NCBI's taxonomy places the organism in Eukaryota, Metazoa, Arthropoda, Insecta, Lepidoptera, Nymphalidae. The record is from RefSeq and is a predicted model, not a curated record. The transcript is spliced from 2 exons. Gene Ontology annotation, molecular function: ribonuclease P RNA binding. Bases 153 to 623 code for a protein of 156 amino acids. Gene Ontology annotation, biological process: tRNA 5'-leader removal. Gene Ontology annotation, cellular component: ribonuclease P complex.